UACAGUUCAUGUCCGCAAGCUCACGCUUUGACAGCAAUAAUCUAAAGUGCGCUACAACGUCCGUACCUUAAGCACGCUGCAACCAUGGAAGAACAACCUUCCGAUCGACCACAGGCCUCCGUUACUGAACCUCAAACAUCAAGUCCAACCCAUCCGACACGUUGGACGGCUGCCGUAAAAGACAUAACCCUCGAAGAGGCAGCUGAAGUACUGAGUCAUGUACAGCCGCCGGGGCAUCAUGGGAGUCAACGGGAGAAAGUUCCACAAGUACCACUUCCCCAGCCACAGGUCAUCCCGCCGCAUGACAUCUUCCCAGUACAAUCACGCGGCAUGCCGACGGUCAAGCCUGCAGCCCUCGCGGCCUCAUCAUCAAUUCCAGAUGCGCCUCAGCGACUUCCGGACUUCCCAGCCUCAUCACGGACUCCAGAGAUGCCUCAGCAAGUCCCGGUACUCUCCGCCUCGUCACAAGUACUAGAAGCUCCUUUGCCGCCCUUUAGCAACGAAGCGACAACAGCGACGCAGCAGCCUACUGCACCUCCACUGCCCCAAGGGAUCCCUGCGAUCGUCACGGUUCUGCCUAGUCCCCCGGAACCUACUCUACCGGGACCUAGUCCUCUCUUUCCCAGUGCCCCAGAAUCUACUCUACCGGGACCCAGUCUACCAGAACCACUUCCCCCAGAACCAAGCCCACCGGAACCCAGUCGUUCGCCCCGUCCUCGAAGUCUCGGCCGUAAGGUGGCUCGCCGUAUCACCCACCUUGUCUAUGCGAUGGACACGGGGAUCGAAGAGGGACCGCCUUCCGUACGCGCCAUUUUCAAUGCAGCGCAAGUGACCACUGGUAUACAUAGAGUAUACGUUGCCUUCGGACUCAUCGCAUACAUAGCAGUGUAUUUGGUUAUUGGAGCUCGUGCCCAACUGGUCUGCAACGUGACUGGCUUUCUCAUCCCGGCCUACUGCUCCAUUCGUACGAUCGAGUACGGCGUCAAAGAGGAUGAUUGCAAGUGGAUCGUCUACUGGAUGGUGUUUGCGUCCUUCUCUCUCGUUGAUAUGUUCUCGGACAAGAUACUCAAGUUCCUCCCGAUAUAUUGGCUAUUAAAGUUGAUAUUCCUCGUAUAUUGCUUUAUUCCUAUUGAACACAAUGGAUCCAAGCUGCUCUAUCACUGGAUUAUUCGUCGGUUCAUAUUCCAUCCGCCUGAUUCUGCAGGAAUAUCGUUAUACCCGCUCAGCGCUAGGGCAGACAUUCCCAUCUACCGACCGGCGACCAUAUUGGACUGACAGCAUUGGAGGUUGCUGACUAACCGUAUACGUGAUUACUGGCCACCGAUAUCGUUGUUCUGCACCGGAGACAUUGGACAACAACGAAACUCGGGAACGGUAGUUGGGCGUUGUGGUUCGGCUUUACCGUCGCCAUUUUGUGCAGGAAACGCAA
Molecule: messenger RNA, 1429 nt
Organism: Ornithodoros turicata
Lineage: Eukaryota; Metazoa; Arthropoda; Arachnida; Ixodida; Argasidae
Exons: 8
Coding region: 85-1275 (396 amino acids)
Source: RefSeq, a predicted model, not a curated record